GCCUCUUAUUUUCGCUGGAUGUUUUUGCUUUUUCUUCAUAUCUCAAGCAUUCACGCUUGUAGGGCUGUAGAAACCAGCGAUUAAGCACACUCUCUCUCUCUCUUCUCACUGGACGCGUUUCACUGAAAAUCCUAAGUUUGGGUGUUGGAUCAAGCAUUUGUAACGAGAGAAGAUGGAUCGUGUUAGCAGUUUACCAGACGAGCUUCUUUGUCACAUCUUGUCUUUCCUUACGACAAAGGAGGCUGCUUUGACAUCGAUUCUCGCCAAGCGGUGGCGCAAUAUGCUUGCGUUUGUCCCUUAUAUUGAUAUUGAUGACUCUGUGUUUCUGCAUCCCGAAGAAGGUAAGCGGGAUAGGGCAGAGAUCAUACAGAGCUUCAUGGAUUUUGUGGAUAGAAUAUUGGCAUUGCAUGGUAACUCUCCCGUUAAGAGUUUCUCCCUCAAGUGUCUAACUGAGCUUGAUUCAGAUCGUGUGGAUGGUUGGAUACGCAAUGUAUUGGCACGUGGUGUUUCGGACCUUGAUCUAGCAAUCAUUUUGGAUUCGGAAAGAGAUGAAAAGUAUCGGCUGUCUCCAAAAGGCUUCCAGUGCAGCACACUAGUUAACUUGAAAAUAGACUAUGGAAUGGAUAUUGGUUGGUUGGCUGGGUCCAUUUUCUUAGCGAUGCUUAAAACUCUGGUUCUUGAUACAGUUGGUGUUUGUUCUGCUGAGUUUGAGAUUCUGCUUCAUGCUUUGCCUGUCCUUGAGGAAUUAGUCCUGGUUGAUAUAAUGUGGAAAGAUGUGAAUGUGGUGACCGUGUCAAGUGCCAGCCUCAAGACCAUAACUAUAGAUUCCGACGUUUGUUUAAGCACUUUAUCAUUUGAUACGCCGAGUCUCGUUUACUUUGAGUACAAUGGUUAUAUCGCGUCCGACUAUCCAGUAGUUAAUAUGAAAAACUUAAUUGAUGCUCGAGUCCACUUCGUAUUAACUGAUGGGGACCUCGAGCUAGCUAGAGGUCCAAAUAAUGCUUGGCUAGAGGAUGAUGAGGACGAAGUUGCUCGCGGAUAUAGAAAUGUGUGGAAACUCUUUCAUGGAAUACGAAGUGUUCCGUAUCUUGACUUGUAUCCUGAUACACUCGAGGUGCUUUCUUUAUGCUCUGAAUCAAUGCCAGUGUUCCACAAACUCAAAUCGUUAGCUAUUAAGAGUGACAAGGAUCGAGGAUGGCAAGCAAUGCCAGUUCUUCUAAGGAACUGUCCACAUUUAGAAACUCUUGUCAUUGAGGGUCUCGUGCACCAUGUGACAGAUAAGUGCGGGGAUGCUUGUGACUGCAUUUCUCGGGAAGACAAAGGUCGAUCGCUCACAUCUUGUCCCGUAAAAGUGUUAGAGAUUAGAGGGUUUCUAGGAACCAUGAAAGAGAUGGCAAUGAUAAAGCAUUUCUUGGACUAUUUUCCGUCUUUGAAGGAGAUGGAGAUCUUUGUUGAAGAGGAUGGCCCUACACAGCUCAGAAACCCUGAGGUGUCUAAACAUAUCUUGGAGAUGUUUGAACUCUACAACAAGUUAUCGAGUUGCAAUGUCCAGCUUCUGGUGAGUGAUUCCCUGGAAAAGAAGUGGCUGAAGAACAAAACCAUUUCAUAGUUUUGCCGAAGUCCCCUUGGAAUCUGCCGGCAGUUUAAUUGAAAAUCGUAGUUUCUUCUUCUUUUUUUCCGAAUCAUUUACUAUCAAUAGCUUGUUUUCUUUGAUUCUCUGCCAGGAAUUUGCGUAGAGUGUCAAAGGUUAGCUAUCACAUAAGCCAUCUUAACCUCUUAAAUUUUAAUAG
Molecule: messenger RNA, 1790 nt
Organism: Eutrema salsugineum
Lineage: Eukaryota; Viridiplantae; Streptophyta; Magnoliopsida; Brassicales; Brassicaceae
Product: F-box protein At3g59000
Exons: 4
Coding region: 173-1609 (478 amino acids)
Molecular function (GO): protein binding
Source: RefSeq, a predicted model, not a curated record